AUGCAAACCCGAGGCCACCACUGCUCUGCCAACUGGCCGCAGCCCACUGUGGGUGCCAGGCUCUUCUCCAGGGGCCAGACUGGUGACAUCCUGAAAAUCAAUGACAAACUACAAGAGAUCCAGCAAUCCCAGUCUUUCCUACAGAUCAAAAAUCAGCUUCUGGAUACCACAAACUUGUUGCAAAGUCCCUUGUCUUUGCUGACAGCAAAUGGAAUUCAGCUGAAAAUCACCGACAUUGCCAUGCUGGGUAUUAAACCUGAGUUGUCUGCCAACGGCAAAGACCUUCAGCUGCGAGUCCCACUUACUGCCAAAGUAUCUGUGGUCCUGCCUCUCCUUAAGCAGGUGUUGGACUUGUCAACCACUGUGGAUCUUGUGGGCGGACUCGCAAUUGAAAAGGAUCCCCAGACCCAACAGCUGAAGGUAGCCUUGUCAAAAUGCUCCAUUGACUUAGACAAACUCUCCAUCUCCUUACUGAACAGAAGAAUCUGGCUGCUCAACAACUUACUGGAUGUGACCUCUGGUGUCCUGAGGACAGGAGUGUCCUUCCUGCUGCAAAAUCUUGUGUGCCCACUGAUCCAGACCCUGGUCAACAGUCUGAACUUGUCUCUCGGUUCUGACAUUCUGAGUGGACACAACACCUCUGACAUUCAGAUUCGCAUCAUCUCUAGUGUUAACUCUGCCUGA
Molecule: messenger RNA, 684 nt
Organism: Dipodomys spectabilis (banner-tailed kangaroo rat)
Lineage: Eukaryota; Metazoa; Chordata; Mammalia; Rodentia; Heteromyidae
Product: BPI fold-containing family A member 2-like
Exons: 7
Coding region: 1-684 (227 amino acids)
Molecular function (GO): lipid binding
Source: RefSeq, a predicted model, not a curated record